AUGCAAAAAAGCGAUCGAUGGUCCGAAGAUAAGGAAGGAGAUGGAGGGAGAAGCCGCCCGACUUCUAGAAGGAACUCCGCCAGCGUGUCGCGCCGAGGUAGCAAAGAGGAGACCAAAGAGAACAACAAGGCAAUCAGUACAGCACCUCACUCUAGCAACUCAACUCCAAAAAGGACACAGAAGGCCCAGGACUUCGACUUCGUUGUCACUGGAAAGCAGAUUUUCAAAAAGGCGGACCGGGCCAGCUCGCUGCCCGGCUCUCACCGGAGACCCUCCGCCGACUCCCUCUCAAAACACAGGAGAGUGCUCGACUCCCCAAAAAGGUUCGCCUUGUCUCAAUCUUCGAAGAGCAGGGACACCUCCCUCGAUGAAGACAUGUCGCUAGAACUGUCGCAGGUUUCAGACUUUGAAGACAUGAACUCGAAGUACGGAAUAAAGAACAAAUUCUCGGCGCUCGCCACCUCCACACCGAAGAAACAAAUCCAGAAACCGAGAAGCGGGUCCUUGCAAAAUCAGGCACUAGCGAAGGAACUGCCGAGACGCGGUCAAAGGAGUUUGGACUGUAAGCACAGUCGACAGAGCACGUUUUCCUGUAGCAGAGACAGUAUGUACAAGACCUCUUCGUCUAGUCCUUACAGGCAAGGAGUAAGCACCGAGCUGGACUGUUCCUCGGUGUCUCCAGAGUACUCGGCGGCGUCUUCUGGCGAUUCCCUCGGAGCCCCACCCGACACACUGAUGACGCCACACUCACAAGAACUAAAUGACUCCAGCUGCUACGUGAGCACGUGGCAGGAGUGCGAGGGGUCGGAGGUGCGUGCGGGGGUGAGGCCGGGCUCUGACGGUGAGUGGGCCCACUUCUGGGCGCACUACAACGGACCCCAUACUACCCGCGCGCUCUACGACCACUGCCCCACACCCUACCGCAACGACCUGGACCUCAUUGAUUUUGAGCUCUCAACCAACGAUUCCGUGAAACGGUCUCCAGACAACUUGGCAAGCUUAAAUAACUUAAUAAAGGCCGAAGGAUUACAUCUUACGGCGAAAGAAACACAGAACGUCAUAAAAUGCGCGCACAUACUGGGCACCGUUGUGACUAAAGCUAUAGAAAGAAGAACGAAGGAGAAAGAAGAGAACACAGAAAAAAUACAAGAGAUACAAAACCAGACGGUAGACAAAGAAAAAGAAACAAAAAGGAAAACAUUGACUUUAGAUCUGAGAGAGACAAACUUACCAGUUGAGGUGACGGAGGAAAAAAGAUGCGAGACGGUGACGACACAGACGGAUAUCUCGCUGCCAAAUACGAAGAGUGCGCCUAAAAUUUUCGAGAAAAUUCUGCGUCAACUAUCCAGAAGUUCUAUUGAAGAUGGUGCAGAGAAGAAAGCGGCGCAAGAUGGUAAAGAAGAAAACAAAGAAGAACCUAAACCUGAGUCUUAA
Molecule: messenger RNA, 1434 nt
Organism: Parnassius mnemosyne (clouded apollo)
Lineage: Eukaryota; Metazoa; Arthropoda; Insecta; Lepidoptera; Papilionidae
Source: the annotation of a GenBank genome assembly